AUGCAAUUCCAAAGCCCCCUCCUCCUCGUCAUCAUGGCCGGCGCUGUCUCCGCCAACUACAGCACAGCCUGGUGUGAAAAUGAAGCCGGUACAAAACUAGUCAGAGAGUCUCAAGCGGCAUGCGGCUCCAGCGCCACUGCUGGCUGCACGGAUUGCCAAUAUGGGGUUGGUGCCGAAGGGCCCGCUUGCACCAGUGCAAGCAAGCCUCCCAAAAUUGCAUCCGACACUUGGGAUGGAUACUGUAAAGCAGCUGGUGCUUUCGCUGGGAAAGGCUUAGAUUGGAAGUAG
This is a messenger RNA of Hymenoscyphus albidus, 288 nucleotides long. Lineage: Eukaryota; Fungi; Ascomycota; Leotiomycetes; Helotiales; Helotiaceae. The record is from the annotation of a GenBank genome assembly.